This is a messenger RNA of Kluyveromyces lactis, 276 nucleotides long. RefSeq lists its product as uncharacterized. Bases 1 to 276 code for a protein of 91 amino acids. Lineage: Eukaryota; Fungi; Ascomycota; Saccharomycetes; Saccharomycetales; Saccharomycetaceae. The transcript has a single exon. The record is from RefSeq and is a predicted model, not a curated record.
AUGUCAUUUGUACCGAUCAUCUUUGGUAAAAAAGAUUGGGAUUCCAGACAUCCAUUGGAGUCUCAGUACAGUGGGAUAUAUUGCCCAAAUUGUCAUAAUUUUCAAGUGAAGCCGGUCAAGAGAAGAGAGUUUAUCUCACUUUGGUUCGUGCCGGUGUGCCCAAUUUUCUGGGGCAACCAAUUGCAUUGUCCGAUCUGUAAUUGGCGCCAAGACUUCAAGACAGAGGAACAGUUGCAAAAAGUGAUGAACGAACAGAACAAGUUGCGACAGGCGUAG